AGAAAUUACACCGUUGACACCAUUGACACGCUAGCUCGUACAAAUUACAUUAAUUAAAUUUGCCUAGAAGAUGCAUAUGGUCUCGCUGCAUCCGACUCUCCAUCAUCGAUCAAUAUAUCCGUAUAUUAAGGCACUACUGGUACUACUCCUCAGACAGCAGUGUCUGUUCGACCAAUCGAAGACUACGAGAGAAUGAAGCAAAAGAUUGUGAUGAAAGUACCGAUGUACUGCCGGAAAUGCCAAACGAAGGCGCUCAAAAUUGUUGCCAAAGAAAAUGGUGUGAGCUUUAUGGCGUUAGGAGAGGAGAAGGACAGCGUCGUGGUGAUUGGGGAGGGAGUAGACGCCAUCAAGUUGGCUAAGAGCCUGAGGAAGAAGUUCAAGAACACUCACAUUAUCACCGUUGCAGAGGUUUGAUCGAUAUUAGUGGAAUGGAU
Molecule: messenger RNA, 434 nt
Organism: Rosa chinensis
Lineage: Eukaryota; Viridiplantae; Streptophyta; Magnoliopsida; Rosales; Rosaceae
Product: disease resistance protein RGA5
Exons: 3
Coding region: 193-414 (73 amino acids)
Molecular function (GO): metal ion binding
Source: RefSeq, a predicted model, not a curated record